UGUAAAGGGUCGCCAUUGCCCCUUCUUUUUUGUUCUCUUCCUGACCCUCUUCCAGUUUGUCUUUGUCCGUUUCUUCACAUAUGACGGAGCUGUCAAUGGCCUAACCUUUAGUCUGCAAAAGGCUGCUUAAGGAUUCCAUUUCAUUCUCUCCCUCUCUCCGUUUCCUCUACCUCUCUUCCGUUCCUUUCCUUUCUUUUGCCUCAACGCUUAGAGAAUGGACGGCGUUGAUCAGGGGGAGAGGCGGCGGAGGAGUCUGAAAGAGCGGCUGGGAUUCAAGGGAAUGGGCUGCUGCGGCGCCACCUGGGGGGGCCUCCGGCCGACCACUCUAAGCGUCCAAGACGACGCGGAGGAAGGCCGGGAACAAGAGUUAUUAGAUGCGGUCGAGACCCCGGCGGGGAGCGCGUCGGGCGAUGUCUGCGCGGGGGAGACGCGGUCGGCGUCGGGGAUGAACUUGGCGGCCGCGCUGGCGGCCGAGCGCGAGCUCCGGGCGGCCCAAGAUUCGGACGGAGGAGCAAGCCCAUUAAGGCCCACGAACGGGCGGCCCAGCAGCGAAACGGCGUCGGAAACGCCGUUGAGAGUGUCGCUGAUGAGACUGAUGGAGGAAACGGAGGGCAGCGAGGGAGAGAGAGAAACGGCGGCGGGGGAGGGGAGCGAUUCGGUGUGCUGCGUGUGCAUGGGGAGGAAAAAGGGCGCGGCGUUCAUACCAUGUGGGCACACAUUUUGCAGGGUGUGUUCGAGGGAGCUUUGGUUGAAUCGAGGGACUUGCCCCAUUUGCAACCGUCAGAUCCUCGAGAUUCUCGAUCUAUUCUAAGAUAUCAUAUCGCCACUUCUUGGGAUGUACGUCUAUGAUUCGCUUCCGUUUCAUUGGACGGUGGAGGAUGCAGCUGGGGUGGGGUUGUCGCUUGUCAACCUGUUGAUUUUUCAUGCAAAAUAAUAAAAUAUUUGUAUUCUAUUAAUUCUGCAUAUAAUUUGCCUGUUCUCCUCUCUUCCAUGCCCAAUAUUCAUUUCUUUCAAGCCACGUUGAAU
Molecule: messenger RNA, 1026 nt
Organism: Diospyros lotus (date-plum)
Lineage: Eukaryota; Viridiplantae; Streptophyta; Magnoliopsida; Ericales; Ebenaceae
Exons: 1
Coding region: 215-811 (198 amino acids)
Source: RefSeq, a predicted model, not a curated record